UUGGUUAGCAAAACGCUUUUUCCAAUAUGCAUUGAAUCCUGUUUAUAAAUAGACACAGAUUAAUAUAAUAUCCGAGAAAUGAUGGCAGGCGAUCAGAAAAUGGAAGUUGAUGGAGGUACAGCUGUCAAUCAUGAAGGGAUCAAACAGUACUACAUCAGCAAAAUUGAAGAAUUGCAGCUUGUUGUCACUGACAAGACACAGAACUUAAGAAGAUUAGAAGCACAGCGAAAUGAACUGAAUGCUAAAGUGAGAAUGUUGCGAGAGGAACUUCAGCUAUUACAAGAACAAGGCUCUUAUGUGGGGGAAGUAGUCAAACCCAUGGACAAAAAGAAAGUCUUAGUCAAGGUGCAUCCAGAAGGGAAGUUUGUGGUAGAUAUUGACAAAAACAUUGACAUUAAUGAUGUCACUCCAAACUGUAGAGUUGCUCUUCGAAAUGACAGUUACACGCUGCACAAAAUUCUUCCCAACAAGGUUGACCCUCUAGUGAGUCUGAUGAUGGUAGAGAAAGUACCAGAUUCAACCUACGAAAUGGUGGGAGGUCUGGACAAGCAGAUCAAGGAGAUCAAGGAGGUCAUAGAACUGCCAGUCAAGCACCCAGAGCUGUUCGAGGCCCUAGGAAUUGCCCAGCCUAAGGGUGUGUUGCUGUAUGGACCCCCAGGCACUGGGAAGACUUUACUGGCCAGAGCAGUGGCUCACCAUACAGAGUGUACCUUCAUCCGCGUGUCUGGAUCUGAACUGGUGCAAAAGUUCAUCGGAGAGGGCUCCAGGAUGGUGCGAGAGCUCUUUGUUAUGGCCAGAGAACAUGCACCAUCUAUCAUUUUCAUGGAUGAAAUUGAUUCUAUAGGCUCCUCAAGAUUAGAGGGCGGAUCAGGAGGUGACUCUGAAGUGCAAAGAACAAUGUUGGAAUUAUUAAACCAAUUAGAUGGCUUUGAGCCGAAGCAAAACAUUAAGGUUAUUAUGGCCACCAACAGAAUUGACAUCCUGGACUCGGCUUUAUUACGUCCAGGCAGAAUAGACAGAAAAAUCGAGUUCCCUCCCCCGAAUGAGGAGGCAAGGUUAGACAUUCUGAAAAUCCACUCCCGUAAGAUGAAUCUGACAAGGGGCAUCAAUCUAAGGAAAAUCGCCGAGAUGAUGCCAGGGGCUUCCGGGGCAGAGGUCAAGGGGGUGUGCACAGAGGCCGGAAUGUACGCCCUGAGAGAGAGACGAGUGCAUGUUACCCAAGAGGACUUUGAGUUGGCGGUGGCCAAGGUGAUGCAGAAGGAUUCAGAGAAAAACAUGUCCAUUAAAAAGCAGUGGAAGUAGAUCUGUUUGGAUCCCAGUCUUCAUUUUUGUUUGUGAAUGUGCAUUGAGGAGGGCAACUUCUGUUACAGAGACAAUAAAAUCCUCCAUUUCUAUCAUUUCUAUACACUUAUCAAUGUCAGUCUCAGAUAAUAUUAAAUAUUCAUUGUGAAAUUUAAAA
Magallana angulata is the source of this 1459-nucleotide messenger RNA. Its product is annotated as 26S proteasome regulatory subunit 8. The transcript has 13 exons. Gene Ontology annotation, cellular component: proteasome regulatory particle, base subcomplex. Gene Ontology annotation, molecular function: ATP binding; ATP hydrolysis activity; proteasome-activating activity. Gene Ontology annotation, biological process: proteasome-mediated ubiquitin-dependent protein catabolic process. Lineage: Eukaryota; Metazoa; Mollusca; Bivalvia; Ostreida; Ostreidae. Bases 79 to 1302 code for a protein of 407 amino acids. The record is from RefSeq and is a predicted model, not a curated record.